AUGUCACAUCGUUUUGCAAUACGAAUCGCUCAUCGAGAUGUCGCUUCGGAACCGUACAGCGUCACCGUGGAAUCUCAAAAGACGAGAAAAAUGUUAUUGUUUCAAUCUUCGGCGGUUGCGACAAUCUCAAAUGUUGAGUCAGUGUCAGAAUUAAGGAAGAACUAUACGAAACUUAUGGAUGCCAGAGGUUUGCUGGGUGUGCUACGAACAGGUCAAGAUGAUGCUCACCUGUUAGCAGUUACUGAAGAUGAAAGUGUUGGUGAAUUGCGCAACUGUAAAAUUUAUCGAAUUUGGGGUGUAAAUGCGAUAUCACUAAAACGACCUACUACAUUAUAUCCAACGGAUCCACGUAUAAAUGAUGUCUUGCGUCUGUUUUCAUCGGGCAGUUUUUAUUACGCUUCUCAGGACGACGCCAGUCGGUGUAUUGAUUUAACCGUCAGAUCUCAUAAGUGCUCAAACUCUUCGGACGGUGAUAACCGUUUCUUUUGGAAUAAACAUCUACAUUACCCGUUGAAACGAUACAAGAUUGAUACAAAUGAAUGGUUAUUUCGGAUAAUUUGUGGAGCAGUCCUCAUAUGUCAAGUAUAUGUGGGUCAGCAAAGAGCUACUGUCGCAUUAAUUUCUCGUUUAAGUUGUGAACGAGUUGGAACACGUUUCAACGUGCGUGGUGUAGACGAUGAUGGUCACGUGGCUAAUUUUGUUGAAACUGAGCAGAUUAUUACUUUGGGUACCGAGGAGAUCUCAUUUGUUCAAAUAAGAGGAUCUGUUCCUCUGUUUUGGGAACAACCGGGUAUUAAUGUUGGUUCACAUAAAGUAAAACUAAGAGCUUUUGAAGCUUCUUCUCCCGCAUUUAACAGACAUUUUCGUGCACUGAAGGAAGAGUAUGGUGAAGUAACUGCUGUAAAUCUUCUCGGUUCAAAAGAAGGCGAAAUGUUAUUGUCAAAGGCAUAUGAAGCGCAUUAUAAGAAUUCACAUUGUGUUGCUGGUUACAUUACUUUUGAUUAUCAUGAAGAAAAAAGGAACUGUAUGAAAUUAAUGGAUAAACUGAAACCAAAAAUUCUAGAGUGCAUGUUUUACAGACAGCGAGACGGAAAUGUUUUAUGUAACCAAAAUGGUGUCAUUAGAGUAAAUUGCCUCGAUUGUUUGGAUAGAACUAAUGCGGUCCAGACUCUUAUAGGAUUCCAGGUCUUAGUUCUGCAGUUGGAAAGUCUUGAAGUUGACAAAAAAUAUUUUUCGCGCUUUGAAGAACAUUUAAAAGAUAUAUGGCAGCGCAAUGGUGAUUCAUGUAGUGUGAUUUAUGCUGGAACCGGUGCAUUGGAAGGGAAAAGUAAAAUGAAAGAUGCAAAAAGAACAUUGGUAAGAGCAAUUCAAAACAAUUUUUUGGAUGCAUCGAAGCAAGAAGCGUUCGAAUUUCUUCUUCAUGGAACAUUUAUUUGUGAUAAUUCUUAUAGCGAACUGAUCCGUACUGUGCCGCGUGAUAUUCUUUUAGAAUGUCCAUCAGUAGUGAAAGAUUUAGUGGAGCGAAAGAUGGAAAUGGUUGAAAACGUUCCAUUGACCAUUUGGGUAGGGACUUGGAACGUAAAUGGUGGCAAAAAUUUCUCUGAUAUUGCUUUUCGUAAUCAAACAAAUUUGGCAGAUUGGUUAUUUCCACAACAUUUUCCUGGAUUAAGCGGGGAUAAUUCUACUACACCAGAUAUAUAUGUUAUUGGCUUGGAAGAAAUCAUAGAUUUGAAUGCUUCAAAUAUAGUCAGUGCUAGUACAACAAAUCAGCGUGCAUGGGCGCUUGGUUUGCGUGAAGCAUUAUCAAAACGGAACAAAUAUAUAUUGUUAGGAUGUGAACAACUUGUUGGUGUAUGCAUUUUUGUAUUUAUCAAACCUUCACUUGCUACUGCGGUGCGUGACAUGUCUAUAAAUAGUGUUAAAACAGGGAUGGGCGGUGCAACAGGGAAUAAAGGUUCGGUGGCAAUGAGUUUAACCAUAUAUUCCACGACAUUUUGUUUUGUCUGUUCACAUUUCGCUGCUGGCCAAAAUGAAAUUCGUGAUCGUAAUGAGGACUAUAUGAACACACUUAGAAAAAUCAAAUUUUCUCAGGGUCGUAGCAUUUUGUCACAUAUUGUUGUAUUCUGGCUAGGCGAUUUCAAUUAUCGAAUAGUGUUGUCACGUAAUGAAGCUGAAGCAGCAAUAAAAUCUGGAAAUAUAACGGAACUGUCUCGUUAUGAUCAGCUUUCUCAGCAAAAAGCAUUGGGCGAGAUUUUCAAAGAUUUCAAGGAGGGACCGUUAACUUUUGCCCCAACCUAUAAAUACGACACUUUUACUGACGAUUAUGACACAUCAGAAAAAUGUCGUGUUCCUGCCUGGACAGAUCGAAUUCUUUGGAGCGAAACAAACGGAGAAAAGAUUGUGCAUUUAUUAAAUUAUGAUCGGAUAGAAUUGAAGACUUCGGAUCAUAGACCGGUUUGUGCUUUAUUUCGUGUCGACACCUUUAAAAUCAACCUUUCACGGUUUGAAUUGGUUUUCAGAGAUGUGAUCAGUUCAAUGGGUCCUCUGGAUGGAACCGUGCUUGUAUCAAUGUGCAAUCAUGAUAGUUUCCCUGUGGAACUGCGUCUUCCUGUUAUCGGAAAACUUGAUCAACUCGGAAUAUCGCCUUCCAUUAGCAAAAUCGAGACUGGUAUACUGUGGUUAAUUUUCAAUAGUUCUGAUAUAGCCUUGGCAGCCUUAAGUUUGGAUGGAGUAAAGAUAGGAAAUUCUGUCUUAAGUGUUCAGUUGUUAACUCCGAAUUGGGCUGAACUGGAAUAUGCCGAAAUGAAUAAUGUGUUGCGAAAUGUAAACGAAGAUAUGAACAUGGAAUGUAUUGAACUAAGAAAUGCGGAUAAUUUCGAGAUUAAUGAUGAGGACGAUUUGUCAAUGAAAGGUGGAUCGAGUGAUCGAAUGUCUAAACUAAGAUGUAAUUCUCCAGUGGAUCGCAGUGAAAUAGAUCUCUGUCAACUUAAUUUGCCGAAUGUGGCUCCCAGGUCGGCAUCAUCACCUUUAUUAAAUGAUAUGCAAAUGUAUCCUUCAACAAAUGACCAUAUUGCAAAUGUAAAUGUUCAAUCAGCACAGCAAUCAGCACCAUCAGUAUCACUUCCAGAGCCUGUUGAAGUUAUCAUAACCGCUCCGCCACCCGUACCACCGCGGAAGGAAUCAGGCUGCAGAUGA
Molecule: messenger RNA, 3195 nt
Organism: Brugia pahangi
Lineage: Eukaryota; Metazoa; Nematoda; Chromadorea; Rhabditida; Onchocercidae
Source: the annotation of a GenBank genome assembly